UUUGGACUUGGAUGAGACUUCAAAGCGACUGCGAGUUAAUCCCAGAGUAAAUGAGGAGCUGCGCCAGCGUCUGCCUUCACCCUCCAGACAGCACCUUACCGACACAAACAGAUCAGGAAGCAGCCUGAGCCUGGACCGCAGCUCACCUCAGGCUCCUUACUGUCUUCAGGAGUUUCCAGUCUGUUGCUCUCCAUCCCCUGACUGUUCUCCUGGCUGUAGGACUGCCUCUCCUGUGGCACCUUCAUCCAUCAAGACCUCUUUAGCUGCAUUGCCUUCAAGCUUUCCAGGAGGUACCGGUGAGAUGGAAGCGGACAUCCCGCCGAGCAGCGAUCCUUUUCCUUGGGCAGAGAGCUCAGGGGACUGCUUAGAUGAAGAAGCUACAUUUAGACAUACAAACAGUCCUGACCUUGGACGAAACCUUCUCCCCGCUGGCAACAGCUGUCCUCAGAUUUCUGCAUCCACCCCACAUCGGCCUGUGGAUCGAGCCCGAAACAUCUCGUUCCUCCUGAAGGAGCUGGACUCUCUGAGGGAACUCAACAGCAAACUUCAACAGCAGAUGGUUCAGAAGGAGAAGGAGCUGUUGCAGAAGGAGGUGGACGAGGAGCUGAAAGAGCAGCACAGAGAAGCCCAACACUGGGAGAGACCCACAGCGGUGUUGGAGGAGUUGUUGGCGGCUCAGAAGGACAGGGAUCAGGCUCUGAUGUCACGACUACUGCUGGCCAAUGAGGAGAGAGACGAAGCUUUACUCCGCGCCCGCAGACUGCAGCAGGAAGCUGAGUCAGAUGAUAUCAGCCUGCAGGACGCUGAUAUGGACAUCAAAGAUCUCCUCCAGCAUGUCUGUGAGGCCGACUCGGUCCAGGAAGUGAGACAGUACGGCACAGCUCUAGUUCAGCAUCUGCGGCUUGCACAGCAACGAAGAAAUGACAUCACUGCUCAGGAGAUGAAGGCCGUGAUGGAGGAGAGAGACAAAUCUGUUGACAAAUGCAAAUGGCUGAAGGAGGACCUGCUUCACCAGAAGGACCAAUCAGUCCAGCAGGAGGAGCUACUGAGACUGCAGAAGGAGAGAGAUGCCGCUCUGGAUGACAUACACCGACUGGAGGCUGAGAUUCAGGCAUUACAAGCCAAUGCCAGCUCUCAGGACUACGUCACGGCUUCCCAGCCAUCACUUCUGGCUGAGUCUUCUGCAGAUCAUAAGGACUUGUCCUCUCAGGUCCAGAAACUGGCGGUCCAGCUGCAGCAGCUGAACAGGGAGAAGGAGAACACCGAGGCAGAGCUUCAGCGCAGCCAGGAGGCAGAGCAGGAAGCUAGUGAGAGAGUUCGAAGGUUGGAGCGUCUGGUGGAAGUGUUGAGGAAGAAAGUUGGAGCAGGAAGUCUUCGUGGCGUCAUCUGAUCCAUCUUUUGGACACUCUUGUUUAAAUCCUUUUUAUGGAGCUGAACUGAUGUUUUUUUUAACUGUUAAAGUUUUUCUACUUUUUCAUCAUUAGAACUUAGUUAUAUGUAGUAGCAGCAAUCGGAAUUAAGCAAUAGAACAUUUAUGUCUUGAUUAGUUUUUGGAUGUUGCAGUGUAAAACGUGCUUCCAGCAGGAAAAUAGAAAGCCGUUUCUGUCUCUUUCAGUCAUAGCGCUGUUUCAUCUACUGUGUCUUCCUCUCCUUGGCUGGAUGCAGAGAAUUAAAUAAAAGUUAGCAAUUAGCUCAUUAGAUCUUGUUGUUGCACAGAAAUGUGAGUUUUCUUGUAUUGUUAAUAUGUCAAUUUAUUUCUACAGUGGUUUUUAUUUUCAACAAUGUCUAUUGUUUAAAACUUUUCUCUGUUCUGGUGCUUCUAAAUAAAGUGGAAGUGUUCAAAAGGUUAA
Messenger RNA from Fundulus heteroclitus (mummichog), 1850 nucleotides. RefSeq names its product mirror-image polydactyly 1 (gene mipol1). The transcript is spliced from 13 exons. The record is from RefSeq and is a predicted model, not a curated record. NCBI's taxonomy places the organism in Eukaryota, Metazoa, Chordata, Actinopteri, Cyprinodontiformes, Fundulidae. The coding region runs from base 302 to 1390 and encodes 362 amino acids.